CGGCGGCGGCGGCGCGGAGCAGGGCCCGGCGCUGUUCAACGGGGACAUGGAUCCCGAGGCCGGCCCCGGCGCCGCGGCCUCGUCGGCCGCGGACCCUGCUAUCCCCGAGGAGGUGUGGAAUAUCAAACAGAUGAUCAAGUUGACACAGGAACACAUAGAGGCCCUAUUGGACAAGUUUGGUGGGGAGCACAAUCCACCGUCAAUAUACCUGGAGGCCUAUGAAGAGUACACCAGCAAGCUGGAUUCCCUCCAACAAAGAGAACAACAGUUAUUGGAGUCCCUGGGGGAUGGAGCUGAGUUUUCUGUUUCUAGCUCUGCAUCAACGGACACCGUUACAUCUUCUUCCUCUUCUAGCCUUUCAGUGCUGCCUUCAUCUCUUUCAGUUUUUCAAAAUCCCACAGAUGUCUCACGGACCAACCCCAAGUCACCGCAAAAACCUAUUGUUAGAGUCUUCCUGCCCAACAAACAGAGAACAGUGGUGCCUGCAAGAUGUGGUGUCACCGUCCGGGACAGUCUGAAGAAAGCACUUAUGAUGAGAGGUCUGAUCCCAGAGUGCUGUGCUGUUUACAGAAUUCAGGAUGGAGAGAAGAAACCAAUUGGCUGGGACACUGAUAUUUCCUGGCUCACUGGCGAGGAGUUACAUGUAGAAGUGUUGGAGAAUGUUCCACUCACAACACACAACUUUGUACGGAAAACUUUUUUCACCUUGGCAUUUUGUGACUUUUGUCGAAAGCUCCUUUUCCAAGGUUUCCGCUGUCAAACAUGUGGUUACAAAUUUCACCAGCGCUGUAGUACAGAGGUUCCACUGAUGUGCGUUAAUUAUGACCAACUGGAUUUGCUGUUUGUCUCCAAGUUCUUUGAACACCACCCAAUCCCGCAGGAGGAGACGUCCUUUGCCGAGACUGCCCUUGCUCCGGGAUCGUCCCCUCCCGCGCCCCCCUCAGACUCUCCUGGGCCCCCAAUUCUCACCAGUCCGUCUCCUUCAAAAUCCAUUCCAAUUCCACAGCCCUUCCGACCAGCAGAUGAAGAUCAUCGAAAUCAAUUUGGGCAGCGAGACCGGUCCUCAUCAGCCCCCAAUGUGCAUAUAAACACAAUAGAGCCUGUCAAUAUUGAUGACUUGAUUAGAAACCAGGGGUUUCGUGGUGAUGGAGGAUCAACCACAGGUUUGUCGGCCACCCCUCCCGCAUCGCUCCCUGGCUCCCUCACUAACGUGAAAGCCUUACAGAAAUCUCCUGGACCUCAGCGGGAAAGGAAAUCCUCGUCAUCCUCAGAAGACAGGAAUCGAAUGAAAACACUUGGUCGGCGAGAUUCAAGUGACGACUGGGAGAUUCCCGAUGGACAGAUCACAGUUGGACAGAGAAUCGGAUCCGGGUCGUUUGGAACCGUCUACAAGGGCAAGUGGCAUGGUGAUGUGGCAGUGAAAAUGUUGAAUGUGACAGCACCCACACCUCAGCAGUUACAGGCCUUCAAAAAUGAAGUAGGAGUACUCAGGAAAACACGACACGUGAAUAUCCUACUCUUUAUGGGCUAUUCAACAAAGCCACAGCUGGCUAUUGUCACCCAGUGGUGUGAGGGCUCCAGCUUAUAUCACCAUCUCCACAUCAUUGAGACCAAAUUUGAGAUGAUCAAACUCAUAGACAUUGCACGGCAGACUGCACAGGGCAUGGAUUACUUACACGCCAAGUCCAUCAUCCACAGAGACCUCAAGAGUAAUAAUAUAUUUCUUCAUGAAGACCUCACAGUAAAAAUAGGUGAUUUUGGUCUAGCGACAGUGAAAUCUCGAUGGAGUGGGUCCCAUCAGUUUGAACAGUUGUCUGGAUCCAUUUUGUGGAUGGCACCAGAAGUAAUCAGAAUGCAAGAUAAAAACCCCUAUAGCUUUCAGUCAGAUGUGUAUGCAUUUGGGAUUGUUCUGUAUGAAUUAAUGACUGGACAGUUACCUUAUUCAAACAUCAACAACAGAGACCAGAUAAUUUUUAUGGUGGGACGAGGAUACCUGUCUCCAGAUCUCAGUAAGGUACGGAGUAACUGUCCAAAAGCCAUGAAGAGAUUAAUGGCAGAGUGCCUGAAGAAGAAACGAGACGAGAGACCACUCUUUCCCCAAAUUCUCGCCUCCAUUGAGCUGCUGGCCCGCUCAUUGCCAAAAAUUCACCGCAGUGCAUCCGAACCCUCCUUGAAUCGGGCCGGCUUCCAGACAGAGGAUUUUAGUCUGUAUGCUUGUGCUUCUCCAAAAACGCCCAUCCAGGCAGGGGGCUAUGGAGAAUUUGCAGCCUUCAAGUAGCCACACCAUCAUGGCAGCAUCUACUCUUAUUUCUUAAGUCUUGUGUUCGUACAGUUUGUUAACAUCAAAACAGUUCUGUUCCUCAAAUCUUUUUUUAAAGAUAAAAAAUUUUCAAUGCAUAAGCUAGUGUGGAACAGAAUGGAAUUUCCCAUCCAACAAAAGAGGGAAGAAUGCUUUAGGAGCCAGAAUUCUCUGCUGCCAGUGUUUCUUCUUCAACACAAAUACCACGUGCACACGAGUCUGCCCACACCCAGGAAGAAAGAGGAGAGACCCUGACUUCUGACCUUUUGAUGGUCAGGCAUGAUGGAAAGGAACUGCUGCUACAGCUUGGGAGAUUUGCUCUGGAAGGUCUGCCAGUCCACCUUGCCCUUCUAACCACCAGAUCAGCGUGUGGCUGAUCGUCUGACGGGGCAGCGUCAAUCACCAAGCAUUGUUCUCUUUCCGGUUCUGGGAGUUUGUGGUGGCGCUCUCUCCCCACCCCCACUGCCUGCUGAAGCUCACCACCAUUAGAUGGAAGUUUACUAAAACCAUGAAUUCAGAGGAAGGCCUGCUGAAAAUCUCACAGGCUUGUAAAGUUUGUCCCAAUAAAAUGGAAAAUAUUCUGAAGUUCUUAGUUUGAAAGGCUUGUUUUCUGCCGCGUUCAGGAGAAUUCAGGGUCGCGGAGACGGCAGUGGCCGGACUGAGAAGGCAGCCGGGAGUGGACUGCUCCCUCUCCUGAAGGCCACACUGCUUUGCUUUGAAAUACUUUUGACAUGGUUGUGUUCCCUCAACUAAGUGAAGAAGCCUAGGCCUGACCAAAGGGGUGUUCUCAGGGUUCAGCCGAGCACGUGACCUGCCAGAGGCGUGGGGCCAAGAGAGGCACCGCUUAGGGAGGAAGCUGAGAAUCUGGAUUUUCAAAACGAAAUUCAGGGCGACACACUCCCUUCCUUCCCUUCCCUUUUAGAAUAGCUUGCUAGCUCGUCUGAAAAAGGGGAGUAGACUUGAGAAAGCAAAGCUGUGCCCAGAAGCCAGGCUCAGGGUAUUCUUGAGAGGUUUUAUAGAGCCCUUAAAAACUAGUAAAACUUUAAAACCUUCCUUUUCUUCAUCAAAUACUUUUUUCCCCUAGUUUACGAAUGACAUGAAAAGGAGGAGUUGUGUUUGGGUUGCUUUGUUUCUUGAUGCCUAGACUGUUGUGGCAUGCCAUUGAGUCAAUUCUGACUCAUAGCGACCCUAUAGGACACAGCAGAACUGCCCCAUAGGGUUUCCAAGGAGCGGCUGGUGGAUUCAAACCGUAGACUUUUGACCUCCUGGGGAAAUACAAAGAAGAGCUCCUUAUCCAGGCCACAUACUUUACAAGGGUCUGUGUAGACGCAUGGGUUGCUUUGCUGGCUGGCCCUGAGGCCACAGCACCCCUGCUGGGGGGCUUUGUUUCUGGCCAGGAGAGGUGAGCCUUCUGAAAACCUGGAGGGCAGCUACAAAGGACUGUGUUAAAAUAGGUGGUGUUACAGGUUAAACCAGAGUCUUGGUCCUGGACAUUUGCUGUUGGAGUAAUUUGGCCAAAAAGGAGGUUUUAAAAAGGGUUUGUGAAUGGAAAGCCCACUGUGAUCCUGUGGAUUUACGUGUGUGUACCUUAGAAGAAGAUUCUGUCAAAUCUGGUUCCCAGCCAUCCCACCUCUGGUUGUAUUUGAGAUCUGGAAGGAUGGGCAGGGGCACCCUUGGAGGUAUAAUCCCAAAGGAAUGAUGUUUUGUGUCCAUGUGGGUGUUGCAGAGAGAGUAUAUAUUGUUCAAGAAAGAACUCCCGCCUUCAGCGCUGUCCGCUUGAAGCCCUCCCCGCACCCUGCACGGUCCCCUACUGACCAGGCCCACCAGACCGCCCUCACCCCGCACACAGCACGCCAGCCACCCUCCAGACCUCGUCUAGCUUAGCUUGAGACACUCACAGGGUUCAGGAGACCUCUCCAAAAACUACCUCCUCAGAAUGAGGAAAGAAAUAGUUACUGAUUUUAAAUUCAGCAGUCAGGAGCGCUGGAACACGAAGGCGAUUUAAGGACUCCAGCUUGUCUCUGUAGGGGGACCGGAGCCCUCGUUUGUCUUGGAGGGCCUUACACGUUCAAGCAGUGAUGCUGAACACACGGAGCACAGAGGAGCUGCGUGUUGGUACAGGCGGUGCCACAGCGGUCUGGGGGAACCUUCCAGAAUCUGAACCUGGAGUCAUUGCAUGGUGUCGCUUCACUAACAGAGAUACACUUCUCACUCUCAGUGGGCUUGUCAAAGGAGCCCUGGUGGCACCCUGGAUAAGCACUUGGCUGCUAACCAAAAAGGUCGGUGGUUUGAACCUACCAGCUGCUCUUUGGGAGAAAGAUGUGGCAGCUAGCUUCUGUAAAGAUUACGGCCUUGGGAACUGUGUGGGGCAGUCCUGCUCAGUCCUGUCAGGUCACUGUGAGUCAGUCGACUCGCCAGCAGCAGGUUAGGCUGGCCAGGACAGAUGUUAUCACAGGGUGCCCACAGUUCUGCCACAGGCACAGGUCUUCAUACAGACGCUGCCCCGCUGGGACGGUAGGUGGUCACCCAUCUGCACGAUCCCCUUCGGUCCGGGUGGGCAUUGUAAGUGCUCAAGGAUCAGCCCCCUGAGACUAGCACGUUCCACCCACAAGGCUACAGAAGCUACGGCCGAAGGUGGAGGGCUCCUGUGAGCGUGAGCACGUCACACGUCGACAUGGUGUAGGCGAGGCGCCAGGAAAUACCUUGACAAUUUGCCAAAUGAUCUCACUGUGCCUUCAUGAUGCAAUAAAAAAAGCUAAACUUCUAGCAGAAAUCAGUGAUUUGUAAGAGCAGGCGCUCUGGCUUCCCUCCGCUGUUAGGAUUUUUUAGAGUGCAGCGUAACCCGCAAAGAUAAAUGCAGUAAAGAGUUUAUAGCCAAAACUGCGUUUUAAAAAUGAGAAGACACACAGGUCCGUUUUCAGUGAACAAAACUUAUUUUUUUAAAGCACAUAAUCCCUAGUAUAGUCAGAUAUAUUUAUCACAUAGAGCAACUAGGUUGAAAUGAUAGUUAAGUGACAUUUCUAGAGGAAUUUUUCUACUCCCAUAGGUUCUUCAAAGCAUGGAACUUUUAUACCACAGGAGAGUUUGCAGGAACGUUAAGACCCGAGGUCAGGCUGGAGUCCUGUGCUCUGGGCAGCGAUCCUGACGUGAACUUGGUGAGGACGGGAGGUGAAGCUGACGGCCAAGUGUGGCUUCACCGUCUCCAGGCAGGCACCACUGCCAGCCUCGGCACGGGUUUUUCUGAGUUUGAAAUGCAGCCUUGCUCCUCAGGACUUGUGUGCAGAUUAAGCAGGACUGUGCUGCUGCCGCCGCCCCAGCAGACAGGCCGGGCAGGUCUCUGGAAGCAUCCAUGCAAAGGGCGGUGACGUUUGCAGUGACCUGGCCAGGUGGGAUGCCCUCCAUGUGUGAUCCUGGUCUGACCGGGGCAUCGCAGUGUCCCAGUGCCCUUAGGUCGUGGCCCGAGAAGGGUGGUAGCCUCCUUCCUAUGGGGCGGUGAUCUGCCUCUUGGCCAGAGGACAGUAGAGUGAGUGGUGGCCAUGGUCCUGGAGCUCCAGACUGCUAGCUCUGGGUCAGCUGAAAGACUGGCAAGGUUUCCCUCAGGUCAGCACACUAGAAAGUAAGCUGGGCUUUGUUUUCAGAGAACCUGUUUUCACUUCUUUUUGGGUGAAGACAUUUAAAUUGAAAUUGAGUCCUAAAUUUUGUCAGUUGUGGAAAGGGUAGUAUUUGUAAGGUGGAAGAGAACAAAAAGUAAAGUCCGAAAAUCUUAAAUUAAGGUAACAAUGCUUUAAAAAACCACAUAGGGACAGCCAGUCCCCACCUCAGUAAAGUCAUUGAAGUAGAUCCUUUAUUUCAACAUACACAACCUCAGCUGUUGGUUUCAUUGAUGAUUAAAUCAGCUUCAUUAAAAUGUUUGAUUUUAUUUAGCUAUUCUGACUAAUUACAGUGAUAAAACCCAUUGUUGUGCAUGAGAACACAGCAUUUCCGUUUUUUUAAAGAAUUCUGUAGAUUGAAGUACUCUUUGAAAACAACUGAAAUGUUCAUUGAUGCUAGUAUCAAGAAGACAAAAAAACAAAGAUUUGUGCAAACCAUCUGCUUGUCCUGCAGGCUUGGCCCACACCCAGUGCCCCACCGUUGGCUGUGCCCUGCAGCACCCUGCCCUGCCGUGGGGGGCCGCCCUGGAGUGGGAGGUCAGGCGGAAAACCCACUGAAAAUUCAGCAGGGACGGUGACGUUGCCAGGGGUGGAGUGGGGUCAACAGUGGGUUGCCUUGCCCCUGUCUCGUUUUGAAAAUGCCUGUUGCAUUUCUGUGUUAAGCCUCUUUUAGCCCGUGUGUGUUGGUGGUAGAGUUACAUAGGAGGAAACUUCAGACUAGCAGAAGCAACAAAGCUCACAGACUAGGCACAAACGUAGCGAAAAUGGACCAAAAUGGGGUGGGGGGGUACUGAUGUGAGGGUGGGAAAUAAACUGUAAUUACCUGAGAUAAGAUGUAAGAGUGCAAUAAGUGUGCUUUUUAUUCUAAGCUGUGAACAGUUUUUUAAAAAAUCAUCCCUUCUUAAUGCAUUUGUGUAUGUUCCGUAGCUGAGACCAGCUGUGUGAACACAUCAUGCCUUGUCACUCACGUUGUUACCGACAUCCAGUGGCCGACUUACGUCUUAUUUUCAUGUUGUCUAGUUUACAUAUGGGUGUGCGCGCGCGUGUGCUGUGCCCUCCCCCCGUGUGACGAUGUGGCUGCACUUGUGGCCCCACCUGAGGUGAAGGACAGCUCAGAGUGCCAUGUGUUAGUGGGGAGCACUCUGAGACCUCCUCACUCAGGAGUCGCUGCUUCUGCUGCCCCAGGAGAGGGGACAGCGACCAGGGCUUGAGUUCACUGCUCACUGACACGGCCCGAGUUCCGUUCAGGAGCUGUGGUGGCUCUCUGCUGUGGACCCAGAAAGAGGAGAUCGCCCCCUUUUUAUGCAUUUCUCCUCCGGGGGAGAGCAGAGGGGGCGACCCCCAUGCUGACUGCCGUGAGUUACUGUCCUGGCAGCGAGUCACACUCCUGGCGGUAAUUCACUUCAGGCCAGCUCACAGCCAAAAGAGCUCGUGUGUCGGGGGUGUGCCCAGGGAACAGGUGGGAACUUUUUACCUGUGCACAGACUGUACCUGCUUUGCAAAAAUUACAAUGGAGUAACUAUUUUUAAAGCUUAUUUUUCAAUUCAUAAAAAAAGACCUUUAUUUUCAGUUAAAUGGAUGCCGUCUCCCUCUUGUCCCGCAAUCUUCAGUGCUUGCUUGAGUCUUUUUUUUUUUUUUAAAAAUUCUUCCCAUCCCUCCUUCCUGAUAUUUUGGUUCUCUUUCCUGCUCAGGUCCCUUCAUUUGUACUUUGGAGUUUUUCUCAUGUAAAUUUGUACAAUGGAAAAUAUUGUUCAGUUUGGAUAGAAAGCAUGGAGAAUUAAAUAAAAAAAAAGAUAGCUGAAAUUCAGAUUGAAGAAAUUUAUUUCUAUGUAAAGUUAUUUAAAAAUUCUGUAUUAUAUAAAAGGCAAAAAAGUUCUAUGUACUUGAUGUGAAUAUGCGAACUCUGCUCUAAUAAAGAUUGACUGCAUGGAGCCACCUCCAGCCAGGUCGUUUUUCUAGCACGUCACACCAGGGAUAGAGCAGCGGGGCUGGCCCUCAGGGCGGCGGGGCUGUGAAAGGGAGGUGCGUUUCCUACGUGACGCUGGUUACGGCCUGCUGGGUAGAAGUCACGUGAGAAAUACGUUAGCAGGAAGGGGCCCAGAUUAACGCCUGGCGCGUUACCCGUGACACGAGACUUGAGGCGGUGACAGUGUUGUGCCAGGUGUUGGCAAUGACCCGCAUGCGCUUUAUGUGGGACCUGAUGUGGCUGUAGUUUAAAAGGACUGCGAUGCUCCGUGUUUCCGUGGAAACGGGCGCUGUAACUGAGUAUUUACAAAGGAGUCUGUGAAAGUUCGCCUUAGAAUUGUAUCUUUCAACCCAACUGACAGUCAUCCAUCUUCCGCAGUGUAGUGACAGAGACAACGUGCACGUGAACGUGCGCAUUCAUGUUUGCCAUGUCGUCUCCUACACGGUAGCCACCUCACGGAACUGACUCCGUGCAUUUGAUUUCAUGACGUGAAGUUUGAAAAACACUUCGAUUAUCUUCAGACAUGACAGAUCAAAAUACUGAACCCAGUUUCCAGAGGAGAGGCAAACAGUAUUCUAAAACUUCCCCCAGAAACCCUGUAUCUGACAGAACAUGCAGGGCAGAAGGUCUGCAGGAGGGCACAUUUGGGGAAUCUGGCUUCUCGUCCUCACACUGACCCUAAAAUGCUAUCGAGACUUAAGUAUUUUCUCUCCACUGCAGUGUUCUCAUCUGAAAAGCCUAAUUCUGUACUCAGAACCUUAAGGAAAUGCAUUUUCUAAAUAACCUUUGUACAUGAUUAUGGCAGAGCAAUUGUGGCCGUAUUUUUUAAAAACGUAUUAUUCUAUUAGAGGUUUUCCUGAAAACUUAGCCUACAAUUAUGAACACCGUGGUUAUUGUGAUCAUAUUCUGUUACAAAGAACUCUACCACCCUGGCUCUUCGGGAAUUUUCUCUCAGCAGGGGCUGUGAUGACACUCGGGCCCAAUGUCUGAGUGAGGUGUAGUUCUCCUAGAUUUAUAGAUAAUAGAACAGAAAGUGUGUAAAGCUAACCUGGUCUGAGCCCCUCACACCAGCUGAGUGAAGCUGUGGAGGACGACAGGUCUAGGCCCGUUUAGCCAGGACUGAGUUGGGACUUCUGUUCCCAAAUCAGCACUUUUCAAAUCUGUGUCAUUGUGUUGUGCUCGUGAUGAUGGUUAACGAAAUCUGGAUAGAAGCGGGUGCACAUGUGGCUGGAAAUGGGUGUUGUUCUCCGCUUAUCCCACCUGUCUCUGCUGCCACCGCAGCCACGUAAGCCACACGUAGCCCAGGGCCAAAAGCAGAGGCCCCGCUGCUGAGACAGGUCAGGCUGGGCACACCAACGGGCAGCCCUGCUUCCUGGGCGCUGCACCAUCGUCCCCGUGAGUGCUCCUGAGGGGAGGGGGCAGCAGCCACAGGGCUGGCCCUUGCCUAGAGUUGUAGGGGCCAGUGGGCCAGGAUGACUACCACGUGGUCCUGUAACAUGCACACGAGGGACGUUUAUGCAGUGUCUCUUGCCCGUUUUACUAGAAGUCCAGUUGUGUUUACAUUAAAGGUGCCAAAGGAAGUACAAAGGUACAAAUGUGUGUGUGAAAACUUCUGACAGUCUUCUCUGUCCUAACCUUCCAUGUAUGCAGCCACUUUUCCCCAUCUCCCAGGCCACACACCCUAAAACUUACUUUGAAUGUAUUUUUACCUGCCCGUCAGGAAGGCAGAAUGGGUAUCCUUAAAGGCAUUUGUGUUUUGCCUUGUAUUUGUUUGGGGGGGUCGGGGCAGGGGCAGCACUGCUUCUGUUGGAAUCUCUUUACAACUAAUCUGUCUCUCUAUGGAGGCUUUUAUGUAAAAGUUAAACUGGGACCAAGGGUGACCGUAAACCUAGCUUAGACCCACUAGUCUAAUGGUUGCUCUAGAAAUAACAGUUGCUUCCAUUUAGAGAGUAUUUACUUCACGCCAGAUGUUGUUCUAAGAGCUUUACGUACGUGUUAGCUCAUUUAAACUAUGGAAUCGAUGGACAGGUGAUCGAGUGUUUGUCCAAACUCGCAGCAAGUCUGACUCCAGAGCCCGAGUUCUUCCAGCACGACACUGGUUCUUCACACUGCAAUUUAGGUCUCACCUGGCCACCAUCUUUUAAGGACGCUGAGGAGCCCUGGUAGUGCAGUGGUUAAGUGUCUGCUGCUAACGGAAAAGUCAGUGACUUGAACCGACCAGAUGCUCCAUGGGAGAAAGACCUGGCGAUCAGCUUCCGUGAAUAUGACAGCUUAGAAGACCCACGGGGAAGCUUUACUCUGUCACGUGGGAUGCUGUGACCCGAUGGCAGCAAGUU
Molecule: messenger RNA, 10251 nt
Organism: Trichechus manatus latirostris (Florida manatee)
Lineage: Eukaryota; Metazoa; Chordata; Mammalia; Sirenia; Trichechidae
Gene: BRAF
Product: B-Raf proto-oncogene, serine/threonine kinase
Exons: 20
Coding region: 47-2278 (743 amino acids)
Biological process (GO): Ras protein signal transduction; protein phosphorylation
Cellular component (GO): cytoplasm
Molecular function (GO): ATP binding; protein kinase activity
Source: RefSeq, a predicted model, not a curated record